GUCUAGCCCGCCAAGGGCGCGAUCCCCUUUUCCCGGCUCCGUAACGGCCAAUCAGCUCCGUCUCCUUCUCCGGACUGACUCUGCCAGCUGUGCUUGGCCUGAGGUUAACUAGGCCCAGCUCCUUGGGCCGGCCCAGCUUGAGUAUUUCACAGGUGCUUGACCCGAAGCUGUUUAAAUGGUUCAUUUGGGCCGUCCUCUGGAUAUCGGCCCAUCAUAAGCCCCCCAACUCCUCAGUCCUCAGCUGGGCCAAGCGGAGGAGUGGGGAGUUUGCAAAGUCCACGUGGACGCUCUAGCGGGGAUCCGGGCCGUUCCUUGGGUUCUGCACGACACUUGGGCACGAUCUCCACGAAUAAGUAAUCAUGGCCUGCCGAUUCGCCUUCCUGUUGUCAGUUAAAAACCGCCGCUGGACGCCAUCUCUUCCUUUCGCCUUCUCCACUACCGUUCGUCUGCAACUCCGCUGCUCACCCGACUCGUUCUUCUUCCUGUCCAGGUCAGUUCCUUCUCUCGCCGCCAUGAUUGUCUCGGAUUCCGAUUCGGCUACCCCAUCGCCCAAUUCUCGCCAAGCCGGCCAAUCGGCCUCUGACCGUAACCCCGGCCACACUCCAUCACCCCGGCCAUCGCCGUCGGCCGUGCAUGGCCACAGACGGCGUCGAUUGAGGAAGCAAUACCCUUCCUCAACUCCGGUAGAUGAGGGCUCAAGGGUCGAAUUGGACGAAAACAUCAUGGCGUUGUGUCAUUGUCAAAUUACUAACCGGGGGUUCGCCGAUGCCACUGACAUGGUUGGACCCUCCAUCGAGGUCAUGAGACCUACGCAUACUCAAACUGCUUUAGACGCACCAUCGGGGUUCUUCACGGUCCAUCUGGCGUCUUUGAAGAAGGGGCUGCGCUUCCCUCUCCACCCGUUGUUGAUCGAAUUUCUCAACGUGGUGGACCUUCUCCCGUGCCAACUGGUCCCCAACUCUCACCGGUUCAUCGCCGGUUACCUUGUCCGGUGCAAAGAUAUAGGGGUGAAUCCGACCUUGGACCAUUUCAUAUUCACCUUCAAACUGACCAAGGGCCAUAAGGAUUGGGCGUCUUGUGCCAGUCUUUCCCAGAGGGCGCCCUUCCUUCCGUCGCAUCCCACGCCCCCACCUGAUGCCACCCUUUUGUCUAUCACUCGCCAAUUCUGCAAUAAGGGUGUUAUGAACAUCAAAGAGGUGGUGACAGAGGAAACCCUUGCCGGGUUGGGGUUUGAGUUUGUUCAGGAUGAGCUUCGCCACCAACCCGACCUACUGAGGGACAUCCCCGGGGGGCAUCAGCCUGACCAGCUGAAGGACAUUCCUGAGGAAGGUCUUGAUUGUGGUCCUUUUGAAGACCAGGCUCGUAUCUCGGCAGGCUCCGAGGACGACCUUGACAACAUGGUCCUUUUGAGGCUCAGUCAGGCUACGCUGGGGAUGAUUGAGGUGGUCGGCCGGAAACGGGGUCGCCAGGCCGCCGCGGACGAGGUGAUGAAAGCAACCGAGGCCAAGCAGAAGGAGCUGCAGGAGGAGGUCGCCCGACUCACCAGGGAGUUGGAGGAGAAAGAAAAUCGUUGUGCGGCGCUUACCGUGGAGAAAGCUUCCCAGGAGAACCGCUGCGUCGCCCUUGAGGCAGACAAAGCCUCCUUGUCCUUGGAGGUAAAAUCUGUUUCUGCUCGAGUGGUCGAGCUGGAAGGGGAGAAAUCUAAUCUGAUCCAGAAGUUGGAGGUAGAGAGGGGCGAUCGGGUCCGCCAUGCAGAGGGAGCGGUAGAAUCCUUCAAGUCCUCUCCUGACUUCACGGUAGUCGCAAUGGAGCGGAUGGAAGAACUAACGGCCGCUUGGCUCAAAACUGAACCUGGGGCCCAAUGGAUGGUCAAGGAGGGAACCAAGUCCUUCAAUUGCGGACUCUUCCAUGCCCAACAGGUCUUCCGCAACAGGCUGGCCCAGCUCCCUAAAGGAUUCUCUCUCCCCGACCUUGGCUUCCCUUCUCCCUGCCGCUCCUUGGCCGAGUUCGACCCUAGUCCCUAUCUGGACGGGGGGAGCUCGAGCGCGUCGGAAGAGGAGGAAGAAGAAGAAGUGGAAGGUGGUCAGAGCGACAUGAAUCCAGGGGCCAGCUUCGCCAUGUCCAAAGCGGUUUGGGCCCAACUCCUAGUCCCGGCCCGUUUACCUGCCCGGGCUCAAUCCCUGGAUUGGCCAUCGUGCCGCCCAAUUGAUCCAAUGCCCUUCACCGUUUCUGAUUGGACCUUCGCGCGGCUCAAGGCUGCUUUAUCGUGGCCGUCGGUGAAACCGCCGCCACCACCUCCAAACCCUUAUGAAGACUUUCAUGAGGCGUACGAGGCCCUCUCCGCCAACCGCCUGCCUGACGGGCGGAUUGACUGGGAUGCUCUAUGCCCCCUCCAUUCCCUGCAAUCUAUGGCCUGGGAGAGCUUUCAAGAUGAGCACUUACCCCUCCUGGAGCAUGAGUGCGCAUAUUACGCAAGUUUUGAGCGAUGGACCAGCGAAAGUCACACCAGUUCGCCGGUGAGGCCUUCGGAGGAGGUUGUGUUAGGGGAAGAACUGGGUUCUCCCCUACCUCGCCCCGCUUGCCGUUCACUUCCCCAGAAGACCCCUAGGCGACCUGAAGUAGCUCGGGCGGCUUCAGGAUCUCCGUCCUCGCCUAGGUGAUGCUGGUUGGGGUUCACAGAGAAGUGAGUCGUCCCCCGUCCUUCCUUGGUAGGAGAAGGGCGGUGGGUUUUUGCCGAGGCUGGGGGCGACCACUCCCAUUCCAUGUUGGGGAAGAAAGGUGGUCGUCCUGG
Molecule: messenger RNA, 2791 nt
Organism: Cuscuta campestris
Lineage: Eukaryota; Viridiplantae; Streptophyta; Magnoliopsida; Solanales; Convolvulaceae
Source: the annotation of a GenBank genome assembly